Molecule: messenger RNA, 1392 nt
Organism: Colletotrichum graminicola M1.001
Lineage: Eukaryota; Fungi; Ascomycota; Sordariomycetes; Glomerellales; Glomerellaceae
Exons: 2
Coding region: 1-1392 (463 amino acids)
Source: RefSeq, a predicted model, not a curated record
AUGGCUCUUACACCCCGAAUGGAUCCAUAUGCGCGGCUGCUCUUCCGUUUAUAUGAGGCCCUUGUUUUGCUUUCGAUUUUGCGGCCAGUAAAUGGGUCACAUCUUAUCACACAGCUCAGCAGCUACACCAUUCAAGACGCUAGGAGGCGCUUUCUCAAAAACUUGUGCUUCCUUUGCGACUACAAAAAAGGGGGCGGCAGCACCACUGCCAUAGCCGUGGAGGAACGUGAAGACUGCCAUGUGUUCUGGGUUUCCUCGAACGAAGGGCCUGGCGGGGGCAUCACACGUCACAUAAGUGAUGUUCUUGAUCAUGUGCAGCGUUUUGCCAGUCACAGUGAGGACCGUGUUACAUCAGAGGAGGCUUUGUUGGUCAUGUGCACUGCGUUUGCUUCGUUGCGGAUCAGGCAGCUGAUCAGGAUUCUACGCAAUGCGGCUAGAAAGUGCCGAGUGUCGCUGGAGGGCGCUCAGAAGGAGCACAACGACGGUAUCAUGAACUGGCUUCGAAGUUUCGAGGAUAACAACUCCUCCGAGCUGUCUAUGUGCCGGGCAGCGUAUUGCGCUCGCAAUGACGAAGAACUGCGUCAGAUAGAACAAUUUGGCCAAGAAUCCGAAGAAACCCCGGAUGUAAUGCAGACUUUGCCCGCAUUCCGCGCAGUCAAGCAUAUGAUCGGCCGGUUGGCAGCUUAUAUCCGCGCUGUUUCUCAGCUCCUUGACGAUGGAAGCCGUUUGCGAAAACUUCUUAUGGACUAUCGCAUCGUGUACAGUGUUCAAUGCCCUGCGAGCGCGGCAGUUCCUGAGGCCGACCCGCACACGACCUUGAGCGGUGUACUCAAACGCUUGCUCCCCAAUCAAGACAUUCGAUACCCGCAGUAUCUUCGUUUCCUCGCGGACCUGGACAAACAAGUUCAUCUUGAAUCCAGGCUACACAGGGAGUUCGAGCCAGGCAAACUGGAGCCUGGCGUUCAUGCCGAGGUUCAGCUACUGCAUCACUUUUACAGCGAAAAACGCCAGUUCGCUGCCAAAGAUAGAUAUAUCGCGUGUAGCAAGCCUGCAUGCAUCUGCUGUGAGCUAUACUUUCGUCAUCAUCCUGCCAAAGUCUGCCUACUCGACUCCCACCGAAAAGUAUACCCAAAUUGGGGGAUCUUGAGCCUUGAAGGGGGGGCAGAGAACCCUCACUGGCUCGAAUACCGCAGAACCAUCAAUGGUGUGGUGGGAGACCUAAAGUUCAUGGUCCUGGACCAGAUCUCGGAGCUACAGAUUUUGAGCUGCGAGCGUCAAGAUACGUUAACACAGAUAACUACGUCCCAAGGUAGCGUAGAUGGCGAUUCGGAUUCAGAAAUGGACACAUUUGGAAACUUCGGCAAGAUUGAAACACCAGUAAAUCGUAAGUAA